Molecule: messenger RNA, 2512 nt
Organism: Anguilla anguilla (European eel)
Lineage: Eukaryota; Metazoa; Chordata; Actinopteri; Anguilliformes; Anguillidae
Gene: mapkapk3
Product: MAPK activated protein kinase 3
Exons: 10
Coding region: 502-1965 (487 amino acids)
Biological process (GO): response to cytokine; toll-like receptor signaling pathway; protein autophosphorylation
Cellular component (GO): cytoplasm; nucleus
Molecular function (GO): mitogen-activated protein kinase binding; calcium-dependent protein serine/threonine kinase activity; ATP binding
Source: RefSeq, a predicted model, not a curated record
UCCUCCGAAAGGGACUGCAAUUAGCUAAAUCAAGAAGGGACAACGUUUCAGACUGAAGUCCUGUCAGCUCGAUAUAGGCGAUUUUAAAAAUAGUAUUUAUGUUUUUGCCCCAGGACAUGUCGUUGGUGGAUUUUAAUUGAUCAUUUCAAUGAAUGGACUGAUACCGUUGAGCAUUCCGUAAAGGAGAAUUCAAGCAAUUAAAGUAAUGUACUUUGUAACUAUUUGGAUGAUUAAACGUUGUUCAGUCACAGGUAUGAAUAGUUUUUGUAGGGAACGUACAAAUUGAUAUUUUUGGUAAACGUACAUACGUUUUAAAAGUGAAACUUUUCUAAUUAUAGCAAUCUUUUAAAUAGUUAUAGACCUUUCUUUAUAGUUAUAGCCUAUAAAGAAAUCGUUUAAUCGUUAAACUACGCUGUAGACUAUUCAAUACAUGACUGUAUGAUGUGAAAUGAAAGAUUAAGUGUGCCUUUCACCUCACCAACAUAUAAAGAAUCUUCAUUUAUGCAUAGGAAAGAACCAGGAACCACCAACUUAAAUUAUUGUUGCCAGUUGAAGGCGGUGCGGAGAUUGAGCAAGAAAGAGAAACUGUUCGGCCAUCGAACGAGCGCACUGGAUUGUUUUAACAGUCAUUACUCGUGUGGUUUAAUUUUUUCCACGACUGGCAGUUACUUUACAAGCUUUCCUCGAGCCUACUCAUUUUUAAUCGUUGGAAUACAGUUUGCUGCUGACGCGGUGAUAUUAAGGACCAGGGCGAACAUGCACCACAAUGGUAACGGUAAGGAGAAAGAAUCCGAAGCUCCCAAGGAGAAAUCCGAGUGUCAACAGGCAGCGAGUGACAGCGCAGAGCACAGCACGGACAGAGACAGCAGCCCCAGUCACUUUCCGCUGCCCUGCGUCGCCAAGCCGGACUUCAAGCGUAAUGCGGUGACGGACGACUACAAGAUCUCCAGUCAAGUACUUGGCUUGGGCGUCAAUGGAAAAGUGCUGGAAUGCUACAACAAGAAAACCGGGGAGAAGUGUGCCCUGAAGAUUUUAUAUGACAACCCUAAAGCACGGCGGGAGGUUGAGCUUCAUUGGCAGGUUUCUGGGGGGCCUUACAUAGUUAAGAUCCUCAGCCUCUAUGAGAAUAUGCAUCAGGGGAAGAAAUGCCUUCUCAUCAUUAUGGAAUGUAUGGAGGGGGGAGAGCUCUUCAGCCGGAUUCAAGCUCGGGGAGACCAGGCCUUCACAGAGAGAGAGGGAUCAGAAAUCAUGCGUCACAUCGGGACGGCCAUUGAGCACCUCCACAACAUUAACAUUGCUCACAGGGACCUCAAGCCUGAGAACCUGCUCUAUACCACUAAGCAGAGCAACGGCGUUCUCAAGCUCACAGACUUCGGCUUUGCCAAGGAGACCACACUACACAACCCCCUACAGACGCCCUGCUACACACCCUAUUAUGUAGCUCCGGAGGUGCUGGGCCCAGAGAAGUAUGACAAGUCAUGUGACAUGUGGUCUCUAGGCGUGAUCAUGUACAUCCUGCUGUGUGGCUUCCCCCCGUUCUACUCCAACACGGGCCAGGCGAUCUCGCCGGGGAUGAAGCGGCGCAUUCGGAUGGGCCAGUACGAGUUCCCCAACCCUGAGUGGGCCGACGUGUCCGAGGAAGCCAAACAGCUGAUCCACCAGCUAUUGAAAACUGACCCCAAUGAGCGAAUGACCAUCACCCAAUUCAUGAACCACCCCUGGAUCAACCAAUCAAUGGUGGUCCCCCCAACACCACUUCACACUACCCGCGUACUGAGAGAGGACAGAGAGCUGUGGGAUGACGUGAAGGAGGAGAUGACCAGUGCACUAGCCACCAUGCGUGUGGACUACGACCAGGUGAAAAUCAAAGACUUGGACACCUCCAGCAACCCUCUACUCAACAAGAGACGCAAGAAGGCAGCGGCGGGAGGGAAGGGGGGCAGCACUGUAUGUAACAGUCAAUGAGAGACUAGAGCCAAAGCAGAGACAGGGGUAUCAUGAAGGGCUGGGUGAGCAGAAAAUAAUUACCAGGGGAGGUAGUUUGGAUUAAGGAAAGGAAUCAGGAAAAGGUUGAGUGCAAUGGUAAGCUUUUACUUCAGUUGCUGAAGAUGGAUUUGAAGAUUAAAUUAUUUGUCUUUACGACUGAAAUGCUUUGCCUCUCGUGCAUGAUCCUUCUUUUGUUCUAGUGUGUGUGUGUGUGUGUGUUUGUGUGGGUGAGUGCAUAUGUAAGCAAGGGUACACAUGUAUGUAUGUGGUUUUGUUGUGCUGGUAUUAAUUUCAUGCUUACUCAAACAAGCACGUAGAUCAAUACGUUAAUGUUUUUCUCCUAUCCAUGAAAAUGAAGUUAAAAUAUAUCUUAAGGUAUAAAGAGAAAGGAAUAGGGUACCAGCACUCUCUAUACUAAAUCAGGUCUGAAAAAUUAUCAUGAUUGUCAUCAUUUGUAUUUUACUGUAAAUGUUGUCUUAUGGUCAGUUUUUCAGGAAUUAAAAAAUUCUGGAGAUUUUGCACCAUA